GAGCCGGCAAAGUGGAGAUCUCUACCGAGGGCAGAGACCUACCUCCCCGCAGUGCUACAAGUGGGGCGCCGGAAGAGCCCCAGGCGUGCAGAAGCUCACAAAAGGCCACCCGUCCUCGGUCCAUUCAUUUUUGUUCACUGGUGAUUCAACCCCAUUCAUUGAUGGGCUGGGGCCGUGCGCUGAGCGCCCACAGUCGAUGGGGAAAGGGGCUCUGACCGACAGUCCCCACGCCGGGCGACAAGUGCUGUCCCAGCGUUAUCAGUCGGGCGCCUUGCCAGCCGAAAGGGCCUGUCUAAAUUCGUCUCCUGUCCCCUAACUCAUCCCGGCGCUGGCUGGCCUGGAGAGGGUAGGAUGGGGCGGCGCCGAGAAUGGCCGUUAUGAGGACCCUAAGAGGUGAGACCCUCUCGCCUUCUGGGCUGGGGGGUCCCGUCCCUUCCCCCACUGAGGACAGAGGCCCGCCCAGCGAUCUGAGCAUGUGUGGACGUCAAUCCUGCAGCCCCUCUUCCAGGCCCCCUCCCCAGCCUUGCAGGGCUCAGGUUACCCCUGGCCUUUCCUAAAGGUCACUCAUUCCUCUUGACGUUUGCAAAAGGGGAAUGUAAUCCUGGGGUGGGGGGAGACCCCUCAUCUGAAGCCCCUCCCCUGCUCCUCCCAAAGGGUGGAAUUAGAACAGGGACUGUUAUUGGGAGACAGAAAGUGGGGGAUAGUAGUUGACCUUUGGUAAGGGGGCAGGUGCCCAGGGCCAGAGGCUUCUGCUUUAGGCUGUAGUGGGCACUUGGCUGCCAGCCCAGUGUGAAGGGGGGAGGAUGGAGAGAAAGAGAGGCGGGGCUGGCUGGGGACCGAGUGGCUCAGGGAUAAAUGCGCAGCCUGAGAGGGGGUGAGCUGACACUGUCCCAGCUGCCACCUAGACUCGGAGCUCCCUCCAAACCUCCAGCGAAGACAUCCCAGCCAUGGCCAUGCAGAAAAUCUUUGCCCGGGAAAUCUUGGACUCCAGGGGCAACCCCACGGUGGAGGUGGACCUGCACACGGCCAAGGGCCGAUUCCGAGCAGCUGUGCCCAGUGGGGCUUCCACGGGUAUCUAUGAGGCUCUGGAACUAAGAGACGGAGACAAAGGCCGCUACCUGGGGAAAGGAGUCCUGAAGGCUGUGGAGAACAUCAACAAUACUCUGGGCCCUGCUCUGCUGCAAAAGAAACUAAGCGUUGUGGAUCAAGAAAAAGUUGACAAAUUUAUGAUUGAGCUAGAUGGGACCGAGAAUAAGUCCAAGUUUGGGGCCAAUGCCAUCCUGGGCGUGUCCUUGGCCGUGUGUAAGGCGGGAGCAGCUGAGAAGGGGGUCCCCCUGUACCGCCACAUCGCAGAUCUCGCUGGGAACCCUGACCUCAUACUCCCAGUGCCAGCCUUCAAUGUGAUCAACGGGGGCUCCCAUGCUGGAAACAAGCUGGCCAUGCAGGAGUUCAUGAUUCUGCCUGUGGGAGCCAGCUCCUUCAAGGAAGCCAUGCGCAUUGGCGCCGAGGUCUACCACCACCUCAAGGGGGUCAUCAAGGCCAAGUAUGGGAAGGAUGCCACCAAUGUGGGUGAUGAAGGUGGCUUCGCACCCAACAUCCUGGAGAACAAUGAGGCCCUGGAGCUGCUGAAGACGGCCAUCCAGGCGGCUGGUUACCCAGACAAGGUGGUGAUCGGCAUGGAUGUGGCAGCAUCUGAGUUCUAUCGCAAUGGGAAGUACGAUCUUGACUUCAAGUCGCCUGAUGAUCCCGCACGGCACAUCACUGGGGAGAAGCUCGGAGAGCUGUAUAAGAGCUUUAUCAAGAACUAUCCUGUGGUCUCCAUCGAAGACCCCUUUGACCAGGAUGACUGGGCCACUUGGACCUCCUUCCUCUCGGGGGUGAACAUCCAGAUUGUGGGGGAUGACUUGACAGUCACCAACCCCAAGAGGAUUGCCCAGGCCGUUGAGAAGAAGGCCUGCAACUGUCUGCUGCUGAAGGUCAACCAGAUCGGCUCGGUGACCGAAUCGAUCCAGGCGUGCAAACUGGCUCAGUCUAAUGGCUGGGGGGUGAUGGUGAGCCACCGCUCUGGGGAGACUGAGGACACAUUCAUUGCUGACCUUGUGGUGGGGCUCUGCACAGGACAGAUCAAGACUGGCGCCCCCUGCCGCUCGGAGCGUCUGGCCAAAUACAACCAACUCAUGAGGAUCGAGGAGGCUCUUGGGGACAAGGCAAUCUUUGCUGGACGCAAGUUCCGUAACCCGAAGGCCAAGUGAGAAGCUGGAGGCUCCAGGACUCCACUGGACAGACCCAGGUCUUCCAGACCUGCUUCCUGAAAUAAACACUGGUGCCAACCAA
This is a messenger RNA of Pan troglodytes (chimpanzee), 2334 nucleotides long. RefSeq names its product enolase 3 (gene ENO3). Bases 948 to 2252 code for a protein of 434 amino acids. Lineage: Eukaryota; Metazoa; Chordata; Mammalia; Primates; Hominidae. Gene Ontology annotation, biological process: glycolytic process. The transcript has 12 exons. Gene Ontology annotation, molecular function: magnesium ion binding; phosphopyruvate hydratase activity. Gene Ontology annotation, cellular component: phosphopyruvate hydratase complex. The record is from RefSeq and is a predicted model, not a curated record.